Molecule: messenger RNA, 756 nt
Organism: Pocillopora damicornis (cauliflower coral)
Lineage: Eukaryota; Metazoa; Cnidaria; Anthozoa; Scleractinia; Pocilloporidae
Product: CUB domain-containing protein 2-like
Source: RefSeq, a predicted model, not a curated record
GCUUGCUUCCAUAUUUCCGCGGUUAAAUACGAAACACAACUGACUUAUGUCGCUUUGUUGAUUUCGACCUCGUCGAUUCUUCAGCGUGAAGAAGAUCGAGCUUCGUUAAAAUAGAACAAGAAGUUUGAAUACCAUCAUGAUUUCAACCUGGAUCUUGAUUACAUUUUGUGUUGCCUCCCUGACUCUGGUGACAAGUGAUGCCUGCAGCCCUAUUGGAGAAACCAUUAAUGCUACUAGUGGUCACAUUUCCAGCCCCAAUUUUCCCGACAACUAUGACACAAGUAGGAUUUGUACCUGGAAUAUCACGGUGCCUGGUGGGAAAAUCAUCAAACUGACCUUCUUGAGCUUUACCCUGGUAGCAGGUGAAAACGAUGACUGUGCUGGUGCGGCAGCAGAUAGUGCCCGAGUCUUUAUCACAAACGUUGCCUCUCAUGGAGGAAAUCCUGACGACUUUAAGAUCUGUGGUCAAAAGCUUCCCCCUCCUGUGUACUCCGAGGGAAACUUCAUUCAAGUGAGAUUUGAAUCUCGCACCGGCCUUGUAGACAAAGGGUUCAAUGCAACCUUUGAGGCAAUAGAUGGAGAUUUACGUAAGAGCUUUUCUUCUAUAGUAGUUUAUGAAGGAAGCAUAGAAGUGUACUGAGCAUGUACCCUAUUGAACUAAGCGAAAAGUUUGUUGAGUGUAACCUGAAACUAAUGAGGUAGACGAUCUAUGAACAGCUAUUGUCCGGAGAAAAAAUUAUUGAAUGUGUUGAAAUA